AAGGGAUCGGUCGCUUCCUAAUGACGUAAACCGUCUUUUUGGAAAAAAGAAACUUUAUUAGUAUGACAAAUGAUUCUAGAAAAAACAAUACCAGAACAUUGGUCGUCUGUAGUGUGACGACUUAGACACGCGCCACAGUCUACAGAAGAUCCACGCGGACCCGGAGCUGUCCUGUUUUUUUUCGGCUGGUUUGGUGUGUGUGAGUCCGGUGUGAUGGGGGACCGGAGCCGGUUGUGCUCCGUGUGGCUCGGCUCGGAGACCGGGAUCCUGAAGGGGGUCAGCCUGUCCCGGAAACAGGCCUUCAACUUCUGCAACACGAGCCACCUGAGCCGAGACCAGGAGGUCCGCGCGCUGUGCUGGGGGGACGCGGCGGAGAGCGAGCUGCUGGUGGGCUGCGUGGACGCCACCGUGAAGACGUUCAGCUUGGAGAAGGGCGCGUUCACCGAGAGCCGGCGCUGCGGGGACCCGGCGGAGGGCUGCUUCUCCGGGCUAGCGGCGCUGGGCGGCGACGCACUGGUCACCUGCGCGGAGAGCGGCGCGCUGCGCGUGUGGAGGCAAGAGGGCGGCGACGAGCCCGUGACACAGGUGGACGCCGGGAAGAACGUGUGCAGGAUGCGGCAGAGCCCGGCGAACCCAAACAAGGUGGCCACCGGAGGGAAGGAGAACGGCCUGAAGAUCUGGGACCUCCAGAGGCCCGAGCAGCCCGCGUUCAGCGCCAAGAACCUCCGGGACGACUGGCUGGACCUCCGGCGGCCCUACUGGGUCCGGGACAUGGCCUUCAUCCCGGACUCCGACAAAGUGGUCACCUGCACGGGUUACCACCAGGUGCACGUGUUCGACCCCUCGUCUCCUCAGAGGCGUCCUGUCCUGGAGGUGGAGUACGGCGAGUACCCGCUCACCGCUAUCUCUCUGACGCCUGACAGCACAGCGGUGGCGGUGGGCAACACCCAGGGUCACAUCGCCCUGCUGGACCUGAGGAAGGGCCUGGUGCGUGGCUGUGUCAAGGGGCUGGCGGGCGGCGUGAGGGGGCUUCAGUGCCACGCCUCCCAGCCGUUGGUGGCGUCCUGCGGCCUGGACCGCUUCCUGCGCAUCCACAGCCUGGAGGACCGCAAACUGCAGCACAAAGUCUACCUGAAGUCCCGUCUCAACUGCCUCCUGCUCGCCAGCCAAGACCUGCAGGAGGGAGGGGCAACUGCAGGGGAGGCGGAGUCUGAGGUAAAGGAGGAGGAAGACGAAGGUGAUGAUGUGUGGGACGCUAUGGAGCGGGUGGAGGAGAGGCAGAAGAGGAAAACGACAGAAGACAAAGAGACAACGAAGAAGAGGAAGAAGGCACAGGACUGAGAGGCAUUUGAGGUUUUAGAGGACAGUGGGACGUUUAACCGCCAUAGCUGGGGGCUUGUAAGCAGCGUUUAUUCAGACUGGAGGCCUUUUAUUUUGAAAAGCUUCAGGUACUGGGUAGAUGUUUCUCACCUGUGAACAGGUAGAGUCUGCGUCUGCCUGGGGAGACAAAUGUAUGAGUGCUCUAAAACGUCUUUGUGGUUUUUUAUGAUUGUAAUUAUUGAAAAUACACGUGUAAUUAUGAUUAAAGGAGUUUCUGCUUC
Molecule: messenger RNA, 1601 nt
Organism: Haplochromis burtoni (Burton's mouthbrooder)
Lineage: Eukaryota; Metazoa; Chordata; Actinopteri; Cichliformes; Cichlidae
Gene: wdr74
Product: WD repeat domain 74
Exons: 3
Coding region: 214-1341 (375 amino acids)
Biological process (GO): ribosomal large subunit biogenesis
Cellular component (GO): nucleolus; preribosome, large subunit precursor
Molecular function (GO): protein binding
Source: RefSeq, a predicted model, not a curated record